UAUGGCCGAGCAAUUCCUGUACGCAUGCGUACAUAAACUCACUGUGGCUUUCUCUCACACGAACCCGAUUGGGAGUGUGGAACCCCAACAGUGGAAUAUGUUGAGGGUGCAAUCCGCCAUUUCUGGAGAGGCAAGCGAUAAAACGUUCAAAACCCCAGAGGUGAAGCAAGUUCCAUGCUGUUGGACGCUUGUGUAUAGGAAAGCCACGAAGAAGACGGACAAGCCCCGCCCGGAGGAUGUGGACGUCGCGGACCUGACCGAUGAGGAUCUGAAGGACCAGCUGCUGAAGUAUGGAGUCAGCGUUGGGCCCAUCGUGGCUUCGACGCGGAAGCUGUACGAGAAGAAGCUCCAGAAGCUGCUGGACCAGGGCCCCCCCGAGACGCUGCCCCCCCCCUCGGCGCCCCUGCGAGCUGCGGACGCCAACCAGAACGGCAACACGGACUCGGAGAAGUACAGCGACAACGAGGAGGAUGAGAAGCUUGAGCCCAUCGUGGAGAAGCUGGAACCUGUGAAGACCCGAGUGAAAACCACCCCCGGGCUUCGAACGCGGCGCUACGAACACAACCGGAGUGUCGACACCCGCGAGGAGGAGGGAAAGACAGAGGGGUUGAACGAAGAAGAGCGCGAACAGGGCGUCCUGAAGGUGAAGAGGAAGAUGAGACGAGCUGCCCUGCUUGACCAGGCCGUGCCAGCCAGUGACGACACUGACCUGUCUGAGGUUUCGGCCUGCGAGUCUGUGUCCCAAGAGAGCAGGGCCCCCGAAACCCCAAAACGGGGUGCACCGCUGGAGACCAAGCAAAGGGGCUCCCCCCACUUAACUCAAGGAACUCCUGGGAAACGGGGUUCCAUUUCUGAUGCACAUCCGGAGGGUGAUAGAGCUCGGGGACACAGCAGCAGAGAGCCGCCCGAGGAGGAAGAUGACUUUGACGAUCAUGAUGAUGACGAUGAUGAUGAUGAUGAUGAUGAGAGCCUGGCCCGUUUUCCUGUGAAGCCAAUUUCUCUGCACAACACCGCACUCCUGCAGGAGGAAAUAGAGUACCCAGAAUCACGCGUGACCCCAUUGCAGAAGGCAACGGUCAAGCAGCAGAAAAUCUCAGCCUUCUGCACCCCGGCCAGGCCUCAGGUGGAAGAGAGGCUGGAAGCAGGAGACGUGGUCCGGAGGAAAGAGGCGAAGGACCUUCUGGAGGAGAUGUUUCCCUAUGAGCCGCGGACUCCUACCGGAAUCACCGCCACCUGCCGCCGACCCAUCCACGGUGCAGCCGGGCGACCUCUGAACCCCAGCGACUUCCGCCUCGACGACUCCAUCUUGCGCCGCACCGAAUUCACCGAGACCUCAGUCUACACCGAGCGCAGGGCUGUGCAGCGGGGAGCGGGCAAGCUGUCGGCUGCUCCUCCGGCCCUGUCGUACUCCUCCUCCUCCUCCUCUUCCUCCUCCAGCAGCGCGGCCAAGCUGACGGCGCCAUCCGGUGGCCAGUCUCGGUCGCGCCGCUCCCUGCCCGUGUGGCUGCAGCUGCUGCUGCUCAUGGCGGUGGCAGGCUUCUUGUUCUUCGUGUACCAGGCCAUGGAGACCAACGAGAUCAACCCUUUCAGCACCAUGGUGAGCCCUGCCUCUCCCAGCAGCGCAGAGAAGCCAGGCGGCCAGUGAGGAAGAACUUCAAGACCCUCACUCUUCAUCCUGACCUCCAUCCUCCUCCUCACUCUUGCCCUGUCCUCACUCUUGCCCCGUCCAUGACUCCCGUGGCUUCAUCUUUCUCCUGACGCGUCCUUCUCCCUGUCCCUGUUUCCGAGAUCUGGCCCUGGGUUUUGAACCAGCCACCUAAUCGUUUAAAUUAAAAACUUUCACUGAUUUACCCUGCAAGCAAAGCUCUCUCAUGUCCUCAACACAGGGCACGUGCAUGUUUUGUGCAUUAUGUGAGCAGUGAAGAUCUGAGAAUGUAGAUGAGUUGCUGGUUGGAUCAAAAAUCGCGUCUGUUCUUGCACUCUAGGAACAGAUCAGGGAAACAGCCCUGACUUGCCUGCCCUUCCCUGUUGCUUACAGAGGAAAGUUAUCCUGCUGUUCCUCUCGCAUUCCCCUUCUUUAAACCCCCUUGUCCUUGACCUGGCUCCUGCUCCAGCAUCCUUCUUGACCCUUUCCUCAUUCCCCCUCCGAUGAGCUCUAGACCCUCCUCCAGUCAUUACCUGAUCAAUCACUGACCCCCUCUCUCACUGAGCAGGGUGAGGAGCAGAGCGAGACACGGAAGGAUCUCAGGCAUUUUUUUUCUUCAGCUGUGGUUUCCCCUAUUCCUUACUGUCCUACCCUCCCCACCAAUCCCAGACAUCCCCAGGGCCUGAGGGCAGUUAGGAAGGAGUCCACUGCCUCCUCCUCCACCUGCACACUGUUGUCUGCUAUAACCUAGAGCUGGAGGAGAUCAUCAAACCCCCCCUUCCCAUCUCUCCUUCCCUCCCUCUCUCCCCUCGCCUCCAGUUUCUUUACCGUCCUGUCUAAACCCGUAUCCACACAGCGGAGAGGGAUUCCAGCUCCAUCUUCUCCAGCGCACUUCCAGACCACACGGACUGAAACCUUUUGGGGCUGGGGGGGGGGUGUUGCUUUUGGGGUUUAACUUUAUUUUUGUUUGUAUGAGACAUCAGAUUACUUUCACACUAUCUGCCCUUUAGGUCAUUAACAUGACAUCUUAACGGGGAAAUGCAGAAUGAGGUAGAGAAGGAUUUAACGAGGGUAUGUCCUAGCCAGGUUUAGGAGAGUAAAAGUUGGUGCACUGCUCUAAGCUGCGAUGUGUAUUGUACUGUUCUACAAGAGGCUGUGUGAAACAGUGAAAAUGUCAGUUAUUCUAGUAUUGAAGUACCGCAACGAUUCAUGUUAUCAGCCUCAGCACCUACAGAUCUCGCCCUUUUUGGUACACCGGGCUGCUGUUUUAAAAAUCAGAAUCGCUCUGCCUGCUCAAUUUCACCUCCUUCAGCAUAGUCGCUUUUCCAAUGACUUGAGCGGUUAAUCGCAGUCAUUAAAAGCGCCCGUCUGAAGAAAACAGACAGGGGACUUAAACGAUCUGCCCACCGAACCUGGGCCUGAGCCCAGCCUCCUGCCGGUCCGGUCCGAUUCCAACAAAUCUGGCUCUUGCUUUCUCCCGCUGGUGCCUUUUUUAGGAAGGGCGAGUGCUGGUGUAGCUGGUGUAGCCUAAGGAAUUGGGGUCGUUUCAGUGACUGUAAUAACCCGGCCGGGUGCUUUCACUCUUGUGCAGUUCGAUUUUACACGGCUCUCAAGUUUGUGACAGGACUGAGAAACAAGUUCUCUGGGAUUUAGCACUAAAUGGAAGUGUGUGCCCCCACUGUGACGCUAUAAGGGUGCUUUCUGCACCCCACACAGCUCAAGCGUUCUGUUCCAGCUGUUGCACAGGGCAGGGUGACCUGCUUCACCUCUGACACUAUUGAAACCUUAUUGGGACAGACUGAGCAUCAGAUAAUUCUUUCAGCCUCUCUGCCCCCUGUUGGCUGGAGAAAUCGUUAAUAAAUCAGGCAUAAUGUGACGCGGACUAAACGUUUCCGAGGUUUGAAUUUAAUUCAACAGUUCCCCUCCCUCCCAUUCCCUUAAUUAUGCAGUUUCUAUUCCCCUAUUUCUUGGAAAUCAGUGACUUUCUUCAAGGAGAAAAAGAUCGGGGGAUUAAGACACUGAGGAAACUUGCUGAAGUAGUUCCAGCCAGUCACUGAACUUUCUUUGAUGUUUUCUGAUCUGGACAUUUGUGCCAUAUAGGAGUAGGACCGGUUUUAGCAGCAUAUAAAUGCCUGUGAUUAUUUUUUUUUCUUGUAAACUACGGUAUUUUUCUAAUGUGUGUGUCUUAUUAAAUACAAAAAAAAUCUUUUUAAUAAAAGUUUUAAAAUGCAAACAACUAUUGUCUACUUGUAUAGAUGGCGAGGGCACUACGCUGUAGUAUUAUAAAAAAUAAUGUGAAGCUGCUUGCUAAUGGGCUUUGCAGUAGUUUGCAGUACUACAGAUGUAUUUAAGAACAUUGAAGUUUCAAGAAAACAUUUUUAUUUAUUUUUUCCAUGGUUUUGGGUGAAAGUGACUGUGAUUCUGGGGAGGGUUUAUAUCUGGCUAAUGUGUUUUUUUAUAGUUAAUUUUAAAUAAUUGGUAUACCUUGUAGAAAUCCUAAUAAAAUCAAUAACUGAAACUCA
Messenger RNA from Lepisosteus oculatus (spotted gar), 4167 nucleotides. The record is from RefSeq and is a predicted model, not a curated record. NCBI's taxonomy places the organism in Eukaryota, Metazoa, Chordata, Actinopteri, Semionotiformes, Lepisosteidae.